AUGAAAGGAUCUCAGCUUACCACCGUGUGUGUCGUGCUCCUGCUGGUGACGAUCGUAGCGUCGGUCAAGGGGGGUAUGUGCGUGCGGUUGCGAUCCUCGAAGGAUAUCAAAAUUAUAACCCUAACCAUCAUUCAACCACCGGCAGCCAUCGUUCGAGAAUGUAAAUCCGAGCAACGGUGCGUACAGAUAGCACUGUGUGGACAAUAUCUGCACUAUGUCAACGAAGCCCCCAAGAACUGGCCACCGAGCGUACGUCAGGAAGCGAUCAAUCAGCUCUGCGAAGUGCAAGUGUCGGUGAACGGUUCCAAGGUUUAUUACAUUUGCUGCAACCAAAACGAAAUACUGUGUGGUGUUUCUAGAGUGCAACUAAUAGCCUAUGGACAGGAGGCUCGAGCCUAUGCAUUCCCAUGGAUGGUGUUGCUGGAGUCGAGCUUGAGCGCAGAGCUACCGUGUGGUGGCAGUUUGAUCAACGAUCGACACGUCCUCACAGCUGCGCAUUGUGUUAAGGCUCGUACAAUCACCGCUGUACGCAUCGGAGUGCACGAUCUCAAUGCAGACGAAGAUGGUUGUAACGAUCGUAUUCGCUUUGCAGACGAUUAUGGCGUCAUCGAUGAAGACGCCGAGUAUAGAGAAGGUGAGUAUUCCGCCAGCUGUGGACCGCCGGAACAGCGCAUCCCCAUUGAGACGAUUGUGACUCAUCCGAAAUACAGUCCCCGGUCGAAGCGCAACGACUUGGCGAUCAUACGCCUUCGGUUUCCCGCCGUCAUCGGAUACACUGUUAUUCCCAUUUGUCUGCCGCUUACCGAUCAACUGCGUGCAUACCGACCGUCGGACUCUUUCGUUACCGGCUGGGGGGUAACGGAAACUGGAGAACGUUCGGCGGUCCUGCGGUACACCGUUCUGCCGACACUUCCUCUGCCGGACUGUGCGAUGCGUAUCAAGGAGCUUGAUCGAAUGAUCGUACUAGACGAUGGGCAUCUGUGCGCCGGUGGAAACAAUAAAUCUGCCCACUGCCAGGGCGACUCCGGUGGCCCGUUGCAGUACAUCUCCGAUUCCACGCGGUUCGUCCUGCAAGGAGUAGUUUCGUUUGGGGUGAAAUCGUGUGGCACUAAAAUUGCACCGGGUGUCUUUUCGAACGUUAGUAACUUUAUCGAUUGGAUAGUGCAAGAGGGAAAGGUGCUGACGUAG
Molecule: messenger RNA, 1188 nt
Organism: Anopheles coustani
Lineage: Eukaryota; Metazoa; Arthropoda; Insecta; Diptera; Culicidae
Product: phenoloxidase-activating factor 3-like
Exons: 4
Coding region: 1-1188 (395 amino acids)
Biological process (GO): proteolysis
Molecular function (GO): serine-type endopeptidase activity
Source: RefSeq, a predicted model, not a curated record